UAUUUAAGGCACAGUACCACAGAUGUCAGAGUAAAUACAGACUGUCACAUUACAAUAACUGGACAAGAACAUCUGCGCAAGGAUGAAGACAUUACAUGCAAUGCUACUGAUGUUGUUUGUUGCAUCAGUCUUUUCAAAACCAUUUCCUUUGCGCAGAAGAUUUGAUUCAUCAGAAUCUGUGCAAUCUAGAUUCAGUUCAGAGGAAAAUGAUUCAAGCAGAGGAGACAGGGAUGAUUCACGGUCCCAAGAGAAUUCUGAUUCAAACGAAUCUAACUCACGUGAAUCUUCGGAGGAAGAUACCAGAGUUGUGCCAAGCACAAGAAGUCCACCGACCACUCGCAAGACAACAACACCAUCAACAACCACUCGCAAGACAACAACAACCACUCUUGAGACAACCACACCAUCAACGACCACUGACAUGACAACAUCAUCAAUGACCACUGACGUGACAACAUCAUCAACGACCACUGACGUGACAACAUCAUCAACGCCCACUGACGUGACAACAACAUCAACGCCCACUGACGUGACAACAUCAUCAACGCCCACUGACAUGACAACAUCAUCAACGACCACUGACAUGACAACAUUAUCAGUGACCACUGACAUGACAACAUCAUCAACGCCCACUGACAUGACAACAUCAUCAGUGACCACUGACAUGACAACAUCAUCAACACCCACUGACAUGACAGCAACACCAUCAACGGGAACAUAGACAACAUGACCACUGACACAACAACACCCUCAACUAUCACAACACAAGAAAUCACACACUGUGUUAAUGAAACAAGAGGUGAUAAUGAUAAUGUUGUUAUAAUAUAUUGCAGUACUUCUAAUUAAUCAUCUUUUCAUGCAAAACAUACUAACUAAAUAGGUGAAUGUUUAAAGAUGUACAAUUCAUUACAGU
Molecule: messenger RNA, 913 nt
Organism: Labeo rohita (rohu)
Lineage: Eukaryota; Metazoa; Chordata; Actinopteri; Cypriniformes; Cyprinidae
Product: integumentary mucin C.1-like
Exons: 3
Coding region: 83-721 (212 amino acids)
Source: RefSeq, a predicted model, not a curated record